Molecule: messenger RNA, 414 nt
Organism: Aegilops tauschii subsp. strangulata
Lineage: Eukaryota; Viridiplantae; Streptophyta; Magnoliopsida; Poales; Poaceae
Source: RefSeq, a predicted model, not a curated record
AUGGGUGACCAGGUCGGCGAGGGCGGCGGGCGCCACUGCAGCGGGGGCCACAGCGGGGGCGGGGGCCGCGGCAACGGGGGCGCCCGUGGCGGCGGGGGGGCUGCGGUGUCAGGGGCGGGGCCCGCGGCGUCAGGAGCCGCGACGGCGCCAGCCGAGCCAGCAGCGGAGGAGGCGACGGGCGAUGUCGAGGUCGAGCCUGUCGCGGGAGUGGCGGCGCCGGCCGGGGUGACGGGCGGGGUGCCCACUGGCUCGACCUCGUGGGAGGGAGCCGGGGACCCGAGGGCACGGUCGGACUCAACCUCAGUUGACGAAGUGCGGACUCUACAGAGCCGCAUCCGAAGCCUCAUUGAGAAGGAUAUCGAUCUUGUCAACGUUAUCCAGGUAAUGCUGGUCCGCCGGACCCUGCCGUGCUAG